AUGGAGACUGGCGCCGGUCCACACCCGCUGCGCCUCUUCGUCUGCCUGAUGCCACUCUGCCUCGCUCUGCUUCUGGGACCCGGGCGGCCCGGGACCGCCGAGGAAGUUAUCCUCCUGGACUCCAAAGCCUCCCAGGCUGAACUGGGUUGGACUGCUCUGCCAAGUAAUGGGUGGGAGGAGAUUAGUGGCGUGGACGAACAUGACCGUCCCAUCCGCACGUACCAAGUAUGCAACGUGCUGGAGCCCAACCAGGACAACUGGCUGCAGACGGGUUGGAUCAGCCGCGGCCGUGGGCAGCGCAUCUUCGUGGAACUGCAGUUCACGCUGCGCGACUGCAGCAGCAUCCCUGGCGCCGCGGGCACCUGCAAAGAGACUUUCAAUGCUUACUACCUGGAGACGGAGGCCGACCUGGGACGUGGGCGUCCCCGCCUAGGAGGCAACCGGCCCCGCAAGAUCGACACUAUCGCAGCUGAUGAGAGCUUCACGCAGGGCGACCUGGGGGAGCGCAAGAUGAAGCUGAACACAGAGGUGCGUGAGAUCGGCCCCCUCAGCCGGCAAGGCUUCCACCUGGCCUUCCAGGAUGUGGGUGCAUGCGUGGCGCUGGUCUCCGUGCGUGUCUACUACAAGCAGUGCCGUGCCACAGUGCGGGGCCUGGCGUCCUUCCCAGCCACAGCAGCCGAGAGUGCCUUUUCCACACUGGUGGAAGUGGCUGGAACAUGCGUGUCCCACUCGGAAGGGGAACCUGGCAGCCCUCCCCGCAUGCACUGUGGCGCCGACGGCGAGUGGCUGGUGCCGGUGGGCCGUUGCAGCUGCAGUGCAGGAUUCCAGGAACGUGGUGACAUCUGUGAAGCCUGUCCCCCAGGGUUUUUCAAGGUGUCCCCAAAGCGGCCCCUCUGCUCACCGUGCCCGGAGCAUAGCCUGGCUCUAGAGAACGCCUCUACAUUCUGCGUGUGCCAGGACACCUACGCUCGCUCGCCCACUGACCCGCCCUCAGCCUCCUGCACCCGGCCGCCGUCCGCGCCACGGGACCUGCAGUACAGCCUGAGCCGCUCCCCCCUGGCGCUGCGGCUGCGCUGGCUGCCGCCUGCCGACUCCGGCGGCCGUUCCGACGUCACCUACUCGCUGCUGUGCCUGCUCUGCGGCCGCGACGGCCCGGCGGGAGCAUGCCAACCCUGCGGGCCACGUGUGGCCUUCGUCCCGCGCCAGGCCGGCCUGCGGGAACGCGCCGCCACGCUGCUGCACCUGCGGCCGGGCGCGCGCUACACCGUGCGCGUGGCCGCGCUCAACGGCGUCUCAGGCCCGGCAGCUGCCGCGGGAGCCACCUACGCGCAGGUCACCGUGUCCACCGGACCCGGGGCACCCUGGGAGGAGGAUGAGAUCCGCAGGGACCGCGUGGAGCCCCAGAGCGUGUCCCUGUCAUGGCGGGAGCCUGUCCCUGAUGGAGCUCCCGGAGCCAAUGGCACAGAGUAUGAGAUCCGCUACUAUGAGAAGGGUCAGAGUGAGCAGACUUACUCCACAGUGAAGACAGGGGCACCGGCUGUCACCGUCACCAACCUGAAGCCUGCUACCAGAUACGUUUUUCAGAUCCGGGCAGCCUCCCCAGGGCCAUCAUGGGAGGCCCAGAGCUUCAACCCCAGCAUCGAAGUGCAGACCCCAGGGGAAGUUGCCUCGGGGUCCAGAGACCAGAGCCCCGCAGUAGUUGUUACUGUUGUGACCAUCUCAGCCCUCCUGGUCCUGGGCUCUGUGAUGAGUGUGCUGGCCAUCUGGAGGAGGCCCUGCGAUGGCAAAGGAAGCGGGGACGCCCACGACGAGGAGGAACUGUAUUUCCACUUCAAAGUCCCGACACGCCGCACGUUUCUGGAUCCCCAGAGCUGCGGGGACCCGCUGCAGGCUGUGCAUCUGUUCGCCAAGGAGCUCGAUGCCAAAAGCGUCACCCUGGAGAAGAGCUUGGGAGCAGGACGAUUUGGGGACCUGUGCUGUGGCUGCCUGCAGCUGCCUGGUCGCCAGGAGCUGCCUGUGGCCGUACACACUCUGAGGGAUGGUUGCUCCGACUCCCAGCGGCUCAGCUUCCUGGCUGAGGCCCUCACCCUGGGGCAGUUUGACCACAGCCAUAUCGUGCGGCUGGAAGGAGUUGUCACCCGAGGAAACCCCUUGAUGAUUGUCACGGAGUACAUGAACCUUGGGGCCCUUGAUGACUUCCUCAGGCAUCACGAGGGGGAGCUGAUGGCCGCGCAGUUGACGGGUCUGCUGCCGGGGCUGGCAUCAGCCAUGAAGUAUCUGUCAGAGAUGGGCUAUGUGCACCGGGGUCUGGCAGCCCGCCGGGUGCUCGUCAGCAGUGGCCUCAUCUGUAAGAUCUCUGGCUUCGGGCGGGGUCCCCGGGACCGAGCAGAAGCUGUCUACACCACCAUGAGUGGCCGGAGCCCAGCACUCUGGGCAGCUCCUGAGACGCUUCAGUUUGGUCACUUCAGCUCUGCUAGUGACGUGUGGAGCUUUGGCAUUGUCAUGUGGGAGGUGAUGGCCUUUGGGGAGCGGCCCUACUGGGACAUGUCUGGACAGGAUGUGAUCAAGGCUGUGGAGGAUGGAUUCCGGCUGCCACCCCCCAGGAACUGCCCCCCCUCGCUGCACCGGCUGAUGCUUGACUGCUGGCGGAAGGACCCAGGUGAGCGGCCCAGGUUCUCCCAGAUCCACAGCAUCCUGAGCAAGAUGGGGCAGGAGCCAGAGCCCUCCAAGUGUGCCGCGAACACCUGCCUCAGGCCUCCCACCCCCCUGGCAGACCGUGCCUUCUCCACCUUUCCCUCCUUUGGCUCUGUGGGUGCCUGGCUGGAGGCCCUGGACCUGUGCCGCUACAAGGACAACUUCUCUGCAGCUGGCUACGGAAGCCUGGAGGCUGUGGCUGAGAUGACCGCCCAAGACCUGGGGAGCCUGGGUAUCUCUUCCGCCGAGCAUCGAGAAGCCCUCCUGAGUGGGAUCAGCGCCCUGCAGACUCGAGUGCUGCAGCUACAGGGCCAGGGGGUGCAGGUGUGAGCAGCUCAAUCCUGCCCAAGGACCUGCAAGCUGCACCCCCCUUGGGUGGGAGGAGCAAGCGCUCUCUUACUCUUAGUGGGCCCUGAGCGGGUUGGUACCACGUUAUCCCCCCAUUUCAUAUCUCCUCUCAACACCUUGCUGACCUAGUGGUCCUACAAAAGAGGUUCAGAUCCCUGGAGAGGACCCCAGAGAUAACAGCGGGAAGAAGUUUAGGGUGUCAAGGGCAAAGCUGGUUGGGGGAAGACAGUCAAUUUUAGUUGUCUUGCCUCAGGCCCCUUGGUCUUCCACGCUCACUGGGGGUUGGGCCUAAUCAGUGGGCAUCUCAUUUCCUCAGAGAGCUUUUAGCCUGCCAGGCAGUAAGGGUCCCUGAGAGAGACCCGUUGGUUGUAGCAGAGGCCACAGCUGCCUGGUCACCUGAGUAUGGGACCCUGGGCUAGUGGGUGGUGUCCCUUAAUUCCUAUGCCUUGGCUAGGUCUGUCUGAACCCUGGUCCCAAGGCCCAAGCAGGAAAGUGGUGCUGAGCUCAGGGACUGGACCCCCCAGGCGGAGACUUCAGAGCUGAUGGCUUCCUGCCUUGGGUUAGCAGGUCAGGGUGAGGGCCAGGUUCCUACUAGGGCACACAAGGUCCUGGUGCUCGCCCUGGGCCUGGCUGUCUCAUUUGUUUGGGAACUGAUUCAGAAGAGCUCAGGGUAGUGGUGGGAGGUGUUGCUCUGCAUUCUGGAAAGUAGAGAGAAGGAGAAAGAGACUGAGGAGGCAGUGGUUUUGACAGUCGGGUUCAACCUCCCUGUACAGAUGGGGAAGUCAGAGCUUAUGAUCUCAGAGCCAGGGUUUGAUGCCAGACCAAAAUCCAGGGAGAAGGCCGACUCUGGAGAGAGCUUGCCCUUCCCCAUGGCACCAGCACCAUUCCCUGCGCAGCCCAGCGACUCCUCACUGGGUGAGUCCCUUCAGGCUGCUCUGCCCCCACACACCAUGCUUCCUCUGUAGAGUGCCUGUGUGUGUGUGUGUGUGUGUGUGUGUGUGUGUGUGUGUGUGUGUGUGUGCGUGUGUGCUGUCCAGAGCCCUUGAAGGAGUGUGGUGCUACCUGACCUAUCUGCAAGGGCCCUGGCAGCUGUGAGAACUUGAGACCAAGACUAUCCUGGGAGGGCAGAGAGGCUGCUGGAUGUGGACAGGACCAUGGGGCCAAAUUUUUCUACAUCAUUCCUGAUGGCUCCCUGCUCUGUUUCUGCUGUGGUAGGGAAGAAGAGGGGCAGCAUGGGCUGGGCCAGCAAGUGGGAGUACAGAGAGGCAGACAGAACACAGUGUGCCGUUGGAGGGAUCAGACUAGGAGCGGAUUCCCCUGGGGGACAGGAAGGAUGGCCAGGUGAACUGUUGACAUGUAUGUGUCAAGGGGUGUCCAGAAGGCUUCUUAGUCUAAGUCAGAACUCAAUAAGGUCUUAAAGGGUAGAGCGUUCUCUCUGUAGGGUGGUUGGAGUUACCAGCAGGCUCAGAAUCCAAGCAAGGAUCUCUAGCAGAGAGUCUGGGGGCCGGAAGCCACAGCAUCUUUGGGGAGUACCCCAUAGGGGGGCCAGUGACUCUCAGCAGUGCCUUUGGCCUUGGUCUGCCAGCAGCAGCUCUUCCCUCAUCAGAGCCUGCCCCAUUUCUGGCUCUCUGCUCCCUGGACACCUGCCUGAGCUCAGUGACUGCAGGAAUGCUGGGGUAGACUGGGAUACUGCACCCACCUUUGACAGACCUGGGGGAACUGAUAGGCCCCCACAGGCUCUUCCUUCAUUCUCCCUCCAGGGAAAACUGGCCCAACAUCCAAGGCUCAUGGGGACCAGUGCCCUGUCUUGGGUGAUCAGAACCUCAUCCCCAUCUCCAGCCACAUCAGUCAUUCUCAAGGUCAAACUCCUCCUCUCCCCAGUUGUCGGCAGAGGGGUCCCUGGUUGUGUUGGCAAGACUUCGGUGUCCAGGGUAGACCUCCCCUCUGAUGAGGAGUGAGGUCCUAGAAUCCUGAGAAGGUCCCAGGCCUCAGCCCUGCACAGCACCAGCAUGAUACAGGGUGCUAGGUCACUGGGGACCCUCCACAGAUCUAUUUUUAUACAUGGAACUUGUUUGCUGGACAGAGAGACGUGGCCUGGAACCCAUAUUGCCCAGUCUGCACCCACCCGGGGAGGGAGGGGCUGGUUGUGGGUGGAGGCUCCUUUGAGGAGCUCUGGAGAUGCUUUUUAUAUUUCUUGGGUUCUAUAUGCAGUACAAAGUAAUAAAAACUUGUCUGUGUUAUGGUC
Molecule: messenger RNA, 5287 nt
Organism: Peromyscus eremicus (cactus mouse)
Lineage: Eukaryota; Metazoa; Chordata; Mammalia; Rodentia; Cricetidae
Gene: Epha10
Product: EPH receptor A10
Exons: 17
Coding region: 1-3024 (1007 amino acids)
Biological process (GO): axon guidance; cell surface receptor protein tyrosine kinase signaling pathway; protein phosphorylation
Cellular component (GO): plasma membrane; neuron projection
Molecular function (GO): ATP binding; protein binding; transmembrane-ephrin receptor activity
Source: RefSeq, a predicted model, not a curated record